Messenger RNA from Entamoeba invadens IP1, 723 nucleotides. RefSeq names its product 60S ribosomal protein L7, putative. The transcript has a single exon. Gene Ontology annotation, biological process: maturation of LSU-rRNA from tricistronic rRNA transcript (SSU-rRNA, 5.8S rRNA, LSU-rRNA). NCBI's taxonomy places the organism in Eukaryota, Evosea, Mastigamoebida, Endamoebidae. Gene Ontology annotation, molecular function: RNA binding; structural constituent of ribosome. The record is from RefSeq and is a predicted model, not a curated record. The coding region runs from base 1 to 723 and encodes 240 amino acids. Gene Ontology annotation, cellular component: cytosolic large ribosomal subunit.
AUGGAAGGGAAAGUAUCCACCGCCGACCAAAGACAAGCCGUUGCUGCUAAGAAGCCGACCAAGGCCGAGAUUGAGAAGAAACGCCACGAAGAAAUCAAGGCGAUUCGUGUUGAGUUAGUGAAGCGAGCCAUCGCACAUCGCAAAGAGAGACUCACCAAGGACAGAGCCAUUGCUAAGGCCAAGAAGGAAGCGAUGAUCAACGGUGAUUUGUAUGCCGAAGCGGAACAGAAAUUGAUUGUUGCGAUCAGAAUCAGAGGUAUUAACAACGUCUCCCCAAAGAUUAGAAAGACACUCAAAUUGUUGAAAUUGAGACAAAUCAACAACGCCGUCUUCAUUCGCGCAAAUGCUUCGACACUUAAGAUGUUGAAAAUCGUCGAGCCAUACAUCACUUACGGAUAUCCAUCAUUGAAGACUGUUUCUGACCUUAUCUACGCUAGAGGCGCUUUGAAGAUGAAGGGCGACAGACAGAAAAUCACUUCAAACGAGUUAGUCAAAAAAGUCUUUGACAAGAGAGCUGAUAUCGUUUGUGUCGAAGAUAUCGUCCACGAGAUCUUCACCGUCGGAAAGAACUUCAAGCUCGUCAACUCGGCUUUGGCUCCUUUCAAAUUGAACAACCAGAAGGGUAAACUCGCUAGAAAGAACAAGAAGAUCCACUUCAUCUUGGGCGGCGCUUUUGGUAAUCGUGAAACUAUGAUCAACAAGCUCCUCAGAACUAUGAUCUAA